Messenger RNA from Chelonus insularis, 1902 nucleotides. Its product is annotated as acidic phospholipase A2 PA4. Gene Ontology annotation, biological process: phospholipid metabolic process; arachidonate secretion. The coding region runs from base 561 to 1331 and encodes 256 amino acids. The transcript has 5 exons. Lineage: Eukaryota; Metazoa; Arthropoda; Insecta; Hymenoptera; Braconidae. The record is from RefSeq and is a predicted model, not a curated record.
GUUAGUCUUCGAUUGACAGGCUUGUACACUUGUUCGAAUCAAAACAUUAGAAUAAAAACUCUGAACUUUGAAUAGUUCUGUUCGAAAAGAUAAAAAAAUCUCUCUGAUAUCUAGUACUUGAACAAUACGUGAUUAAUUUGUUUGUGUUUAUAAAAAAAUUACAAACUUUAUAAACAUAUAGACAUAAAGGGUUGAUUAGUUUUCAAGCCAAUUUAAUAUUUAGCAAUCAAGAUAAAAAAUUACAUCUUCAUAAAAAAAAAAUGUGGUGAAAAGAGGUGUAUUAGACAAGUGAAUGCUAUUCACUGUAAUUAUUCAUCGUUUGUGGUUGAUAGAAUCAUUUUGCUUUUUUUAUUUUACUCAAGUCAGACUUCAGAUUCACACAGUCAAGUGAAUGGAAGGGUGAGAGCUCAGUCUUCCUCCAGAAUUUGUCCAAUAAGGUCAGGAACAACCACUCUGACAAUCAUUAAUACCAGCUAAAGAAAAUCACUUUCAUAUAAUUUUCAUUCAAAACAUAGGAGGUUGUUUUAAUAUUUUUGUGAAAAUUUUGUUUAAUUAAAUUGAUGAAAAUGCAUUUUAUAAUUCUGUCAAUAUUACUGGUGUUUUGGUGCACUGAUUCCAAAGCGAGUGUCUUGGUUGCUGAUAAUGGAAUGUCUAAAAUGAUCGAACUAAAUGCUGAUGCACCUUUUUGUGCACUGUACCACGAUCGAGGGGUAAUUCAAAGGAUGAUUCUUGGUGCUGAUCCGAAGAGAGUUCGUCAAAUGUCAACUAAUCUGGUCAAUGAUCUCGAAGAAACUUGCAAGGCAUCUAGAAGCAAGGGAAAGGAUCAGCCUGCUGGAGGAGGACUCAUUUAUCCCGGAACUAAAUGGUGUGGACCAGGUUCUUUGGCAGCUUCUUACGAUGAUCUGGGUCAUCAUGCAGCUGAAGAUGCAUGCUGCAGGGAACACGAUCAUUGUCCAGUCACAAUAAGUCCUCAAGAAUGUAUCAAUGGUAUCUGUAAUAAUUCCCCUUUCACUCGAUCACACUGCGAUUGUGAUGCUAAAUUCAGAAGAUGCCUCCAAAACUUGAAUACCGAAGUUGCUAAUACACUUGGCGCUCUUUUCUUCAAUGUCAUUCAAGUUACGUGCUUUAAAGAACGACGUCCGUGUUCUCAAUGGCAAAGUAGGAUUGGCCUUGAGUGGCAGAGGUCACCAAGAUAUUUCUCAAACUCGCAACGCGCUUGGAGACAGACAGCAACACCUGUACUGAGGACGAUCUUUGAUUUCAUCACAGGAGUAGUUAGAAAUACAUUUUCUAGUCCAAAACAACGAUAUCAAUCGAACUGGAUACGGUGAGGAAGAAUCAAAUCGUCUAUGUUCUCAGUACAAAUUUCAGCCCAGUGAGAAGUACGUUCCUCUGAUGCCUCUCAACAUGAACAUGUAAUUGCAGAUGCAUCAAAAAAAAAAACUCAAUUCUUAAAUAAUUUUUAUUCGAGUCAUAGAGUAAUAAUUGAAUUUAAAUAUUUUAUUAGUGCACUAAGUAUAGUAAUUAUUAAUUAAUUCAUAUUACUUUGUAAAUAGAUGAGUUGAAGUUUCUUUUGAAUAUUUACCUAUCAGAAAUUUAAACACAUAAAGACUAGUAUGAUAGAUUUUUCUUCAAAAGUAUGAAAAUAGGAUUUUUUUUAGAAAUUAAUUGAUAAAAAAUGGUUAAAAUAGAAAAUAAUUCUCAAAUCAAAAUGUGAUAUAAGAGUAUAUGCAAAUUAUUUUAAGAAACUAAUUAUCAUAAAUAACAAAUGAACUUAUAGAUGUAACUAAUAACUAUGAUAUAAAAACAAGGAACCAUGAUAAUGUAAAGAUAGACUUUUUAUUGUUACAUAUCAUGAUCGAUUUUACAAUUAAUGACGGAGUCAUAAAAUAUAUUAAUAAA